Fusarium fujikuroi IMI 58289 is the source of this 1647-nucleotide messenger RNA. RefSeq names its product probable maltose permease (MalP). NCBI's taxonomy places the organism in Eukaryota, Fungi, Ascomycota, Sordariomycetes, Hypocreales, Nectriaceae. The record is from RefSeq and is a predicted model, not a curated record. The transcript is spliced from 4 exons. Gene Ontology annotation, biological process: transmembrane transport; carbohydrate transport. The coding region runs from base 1 to 1647 and encodes 548 amino acids. Gene Ontology annotation, molecular function: carbohydrate:proton symporter activity. Gene Ontology annotation, cellular component: membrane.
AUGGCUCACCCUAGCGACUCCAAAACGCCUAUCGACAAUCCUACCCGGGUCGAUUCUCACGAUCACGUCGAGACUGCAUUCAAGCAUGAUGAACUUGCCGCCGAGGCCGUGGCACAGGGUCAGGCUCUUUCGGGUUAUGAGAACUUGACCUUCUGGGAGACUGUCCGGACCUUCAAGAUGGCCUCUCUCCUCUGUCUGCUCGCGGCCUUUAGUGCUGGAGCUGAUGGCUAUCAAAUUGCUAUGCAAGCAAGCAUUAUUGCUAACAAAGGCUUUGUUCAGCAGUUUGCCACAGCGGUCAACGAAGAGGGAGAGAAGUUUCUUGCAUCCAAUAUCAUCGCUACUUGGAGUGCUGGCCAGAACGUAGGCCAGGUCCUCGGUCAGAUCGGAAUCUCUUUUGUUGUCGCACGGUUCGGUCGCAAGAUUUCCAUGUACACUCUCUGGACCAUCCUCAUGAGCAGUGUCUUGGCUGAAUCACUUGCCCGAGCAUGGCCGGUCUGGUUUGGUGCCAAGAUGCUUGCUGGCACCGGCGUAGGUUGCCUCCAGGCUACCCUACUGGGCUAUAUUACAGAAGUGAGCCCGACAAGAGUCCGUGGCGGUAUGUUAAUGCUUUACAGCUUCUGGUGGACUUUGGGCUCCUUCUGUACUCAUGUGGCUCUCCAGCGGCUGAACAAGACUGAUCCCUUCAACUGGCUUACACCUGUGUAUACCCAAUGGGGACACAUCGGAGUCAUGGCCGUUAUCUACGUCUUGCUUCCCGAAUCUCCCUCUUGGUGUGUUACCGUCGGGCAGGAAGAGAGGGCCAAAAAAAGUAUCAGGUUUAUUUACCGCGGAGUUGAGAACUUUGAUGUCAAUCGUCACUACGAACUCCUCGCCCUGAACGUCGAACACGAAAAGGCUUUGGCUGCUGAGCAACGAAACGAAAGCUGGAUGGCUAUCUUCAAGGGCACUGACGGUCGCCGUACCAUCACCGCCAUGUGGACCAUUGUCGCGCAGCAAUUCCUGGGCCUUGCCCUCUUUGGUAGCUUCGGUACAUACUUCUUCCAGCAGGCUGGCCUCGCCGACCCCUUCCAGAUCAAGGCCAUCACCACAUCUCUUCAGAUAAUCGUCGUUAUCUUGGCAGUCUUUGGAGUCGAUAAAUUCGGUCGACGCCGUAUGGCCUGCUGCGCUACUUCCUUGAUGUGGAUCUCUUGCUUGCUUGUUGGUAUCAUAGGAGUUGCCCCCCAAAGUGGUGCAAGCACCUCUGUGUUUGUCUUGUUUGCAUGCUUCUGGAACAUUGGCAUCUCGGCUAAUGGGGCUGCGGGCUGGGGCUACAUCGGCGAAAUAUCCUCGCAACGACUACGGCCAUAUACGUCUGGCUUCGCAGCGUCUGCCAACUCCGUCACUGGUCUGAUCAUGUCUGUUCUCACGCCGUACAUGGUGAAUUCCAACAAGUGGGAUUGGAAGCUCAAAACUGGCUUCUUCUACGCUGGCGUUGGUCUACCUUGGGUCAUCGGUACGUGGCUGCUGGUUCCCGAGACGGCUCGGCGAUCACCUGCCGAGCUUGACGAACUCUUUGAGCGUAAGAUCAAAGCCUGGAGAUUCCAUACAACUGAGACUGCUACGCAGCGCCUGAUGCAGAGCGAGAACGCGGAAGCUGCGGAGAAAUGA